Acanthamoeba castellanii str. Neff is the source of this 846-nucleotide messenger RNA. RefSeq lists its product as uncharacterized. The transcript has a single exon. Bases 1 to 846 code for a protein of 281 amino acids. NCBI's taxonomy places the organism in Eukaryota, Discosea, Longamoebia, Acanthamoebidae. The record is from RefSeq and is a predicted model, not a curated record.
AUGCAAUCCGAGAAGAAGCGCCCUCUCAUCACCGCCGAGACCAAGGCCAAGCGGGUCGCGGACGCCGAUGGAAAGCGAGAUGCCGCCUACACUCGACGCAUUUCCCUCGUCAACGCGCUGUUCGACACCCCGCACAAGGAUGCCAGAGGUACGGUGACGCUCCUCUGCCGAGCACCACCCGACAUCUACGAAUGGCAGGAAGAGCUCGACAGCUACGACGGCGAGGAAGGCAGCGUCCAGGCCUUUAUUGACGGACUGCCUGCCGAUGACCGCUUCACGGUCGUGUCGUCCACGUUCAACCCCCACACAAUUGUGGAGAUGCUGGCGACCAGGCGUUCGCACUUUAGCGCCUUCACGUUCGCGCCGCGCCACAUGCAGUUGGUGCUUGUCGAUCGCGAGAACGACGAGUGCCUGUACAGCAUAACGCACGGUCCCGAGCGGGAGCUGGAAUACGAUCCCGCCGGCGUUUCGUCGUCAUCGCUGAUCGCACGAAUCCACGAGGAGGUGAACCCGAGACGCCGCGACGACCUGUGCCUCGUCGCCAUCGAGCACGGGGACGACUCGAUGAGGCCCGAACCUCGCGUGUGGUUGGAGUUCCCGGACAUCCACCGAGACGAGAUGCCGCCACGGAUGCUCUGGGCCAUUGCCUCGGCGAUGCUCGACUGCAGUUUCUUCGUCAUGACCGGAGAGGGCGCGUGCCAAAGACUCAACCUUCCGGGCAUCAAGCCCAAGCCCACCCCAACCAAACUGUGUGCCCACAUUAGCGCCCUCAAUCUCCAAUCGCGUGGCUACUUGCCCCGCGCCAAGUUGUACAUGCGCGUCAAGGGCUUUUCAGCGGAAUAUUAA